CCCGCGUCUCCCCCGCGGCGCCCUGCGCCCUGACAGACGCGCGGCGGCGGCGGUGGCAGCGACCACCCUCGGGCCCGGCGGCGGCGGGGGAGGGGUGCGGGCGCACCGAUGGGCGCCACUGAGAAAGCAGGCAAGAAGAGCCGGAGGCUGUUUUCCUCGCUGCGGCCCUGGAAGGCCACGCGGCGGCUGUGGAGGACGCGCUCGACUAGCAAGGCGGCUCAGGGUGCCUCUUCUCCAGACAUGGAGCCCAGCUAUGGGGGAGGUCUUUUUGACAUGGUAAAAGGAGGCGCAGGGAGACUGUUUAGUAACCUCAAGGACAACCUGAAGGACACCCUCAAGGACACCUCUUCUAGAGUGAUACAGUCUGUCACCAGCUACACAAAGGGGGAUUUAGACUUCACUUAUGUUACCUCCAGAAUUAUUGUGAUGUCUUUUCCUCUGGACAGUGUUGACAUAGGAUUCAGGAAUCAAGUGGAUGACAUUCGAAGCUUUUUAGACUCUAGACAUCUUGACCACUACACAGUCUACAAUCUGUCACCUAAGUCUUAUCGAACUGCCAAGUUUCACAGCCGGGUCUCAGAAUGCAGUUGGCCCAUUAGGCAGGCCCCCAGUCUGCAUAACCUCUUUGCUGUAUGUCGGAACAUGUACAACUGGCUGCUACAGAAUCCCAAAAACGUCUGUGUGGUUCACUGCUUGGAUGGACGGGCAGCCUCGUCAAUUCUGGUUGGUGCUAUGUUCAUUUUCUGUAAUCUCUACUCUACUCCUGGCCCGGCUGUUCGGUUGUUGUAUGCAAAGAGACCGGGGAUUGGACUUUCACCAUCCCAUAGGAGAUACCUGGGCUAUAUGUGUGACCUACUAGCAGACAAACCCUACCGCCCUCACUUCAAGCCUCUCACAAUUAAGUCAAUUACUGUCAGUCCAAUUCCAUUCUUUAACAAGCAGAGAAAUGGGUGUCGUCCUUACUGCGAUGUGCUGAUUGGAGAAACCAAAAUAUAUUCCACCUGCACAGAUUUUGAACGAAUGAAAGAAUAUCGCGUUCAAGAUGGAAAAAUCUUCAUUCCCUUGAACAUCACUGCUCAAGGAGAUGUGAUCGUUUCCAUGUAUCACUUGAGAUCAACCAUUGGGAGCCGGCUUCAGGCAAAGGUGACCAACACUCAGAUAUUCCAGCUUCAGUUUCAUAGUGGAUUCAUACCACUGGACACAACAGUUUUAAAAUUCACCAAGCCUGAGUUAGAUGCAUGUGAUGUACCAGAAAAAUAUCCUCAGCUGUUUCAGGUGACGCUGGAUAUAGAAGUGCAGCCUAAUGACAAAGUGAUAGACUUAACCCCACCAUGGGAGCAUUACUGCACUAAAGAUGUCAACCCCAGCAUCCUCUUCUCUUCUCACCAGGAGCAUCAGGAUACCCUGGCCUUGGGAGGACAGGCACCAAUAGAUAUUCCUCCAGACAACCCCAGGCAUUUUGGGCAAGGUGGCUUUUUUGCCUCUCUCUGUUGGCAAGAUCAGAAAUCGGAGAAGUCAUUCUGUGAGGAGGACCACGCUGCUCUAGUGAAUCAGGAAAGUGAGCAGUCAGAUGAUGAACUUCUGACCCUCUCCAGUCCUCAUGGUAAUGCCAAUGGUGACAAGCAUCAUGGAGCCAAGAAGCCCAGCAAAAAGCAGCAGGAGCCAGCUGCCCCUGCACCUCCAGAGGAAGUGGACCUGCUGGGCCUCGAAGGGACUGAAGUGGAUAAGAACUUCUCUCCACCAGUGGCUCCUCCCACCAACUCGGAACUGCUGAGUGAUCUUUUUGGGGGCAGUGGUGCAGCUGGGCAGGCAGGGGUGGAAGAUGUGUUUCACCCUAGUGGACCUGGUUCCACCCAGUCAACACCACGCCGUUCCGCCACCUCUGCCUCUGCAUCUCCAACCUUAAGAAUGGGAGAAGGUGUCACCUUUGACCCAUUUGGGGCACCUUCUAAACCAUCAGGUCAAGAUUUGCUGAGUUCUUUCCUGAACACAUCCAAUGCUUCCAGUGAUCCAUUUCUUCAGCCUACCAGGAGCCCUUCACCUACAGUGCACACUUCUAGUACACCUGCUGUGAACAUUCAACCAGAUACUUCUGGAGGUUGGGACUGGCAUGCAAAACCAGGAGGAUUUGGAAUGGGAAGUAAAUCAGCUGCCACUAGCCCAACGGGAUCCUCGCACGGCACUCCUACCCAUCAAAACAAACCCCAGACUUUGGAUCCUUUUGCUGACCUUGGGACUCUAGGUAGUUCUACAUUCGCCAGCAAACCUACCACUCCAACUGGCUUAGGUGGAGGAUUUCCACCUCUGAGUUCACCACAAAAAGCAUCUCCCCAGCCAAUGGGUGGAGGGUGGCAGCAGGCAGGUGGCUACAGCUGGCAGCAGUCACAGUCCAAACCACAGUCCGGCAUGCCCCACUCCUCGCCCCAGAAUCGACCAAACUACAAUGUGAGCUUCUCAGCCAUGCCUGGAGGCCCGAAUGAACGUGGAAAAGGAUCUGCUAACUUGGAAGGAAAGCAAAAAGCAGCUGAUUUUGAAGACCUGCUCUCUAGUCAAGGUUUCAAUGCUCACAAAGACAAAAAGGGGCCUCGAACAAUAGCAGAGAUGAGGAAGGAAGAAAUGGCUAAGGAGAUGGACCCUGAAAAAUUGAAGAUUCUGGAAUGGAUUGAAGGCAAAGAGAGAAAUAUCAGAGCCCUUCUCUCCACGAUGCACACUGUGCUAUGGGCUGGGGAGACCAAGUGGAAACCUGUGGGCAUGGCAGACCUGGUAACGCCGGAGCAGGUGAAGAAGGUAUACAGGAAGGCUGUGCUGGUGGUGCACCCAGAUAAAGCUACUGGGCAACCCUAUGAACAAUAUGCAAAGAUGAUUUUCAUGGAGCUGAAUGAUGCCUGGUCUGAAUUUGAAAACCAAGGCCAAAAGCCUUUGUAUUAACUUAGGAGCUUUCGUAUCUCUGCUGCAGACCUGUGCUAAUGCUUAGUGUGUAUCACAGUUCCAAGGUUUUCACAGAUGAACCAAAAACUCCAGUAACUUGUUUCCAGUACUAGGCUUUUAAGUUACUCAUGAAUUAAUUUCUCAUUGAUAAGGAGUGUAGAUGCUUGGUUUCUGGAAGUCCUAACCAGCACAUAUUUAGAGCAGGAGAGAACUUUCAGUCAGAGGACCUCACUGAGUUCUCACAUUCCAGCCUGCUCUUUGGGGAACCUAUUCAGUAUUUUGCAUGAGGGAAAAUGGAAAAUAGAGGCCACCAGAGAUGGAGGCUUAAUGCCCAGCUCCUUGUCUGGAAAUAUGAGCAGAAAUUACGAGAAUAGGAGUACAUCAUGGUUUUAAAUAAUGGUUUUUAGAUUUUUUUUUAAAGAUAGAAUUUCAACAAUGGCUUUACAGACUCCAGUAACACAACUAUCACAUUUUUUAAUAUAUAAAAAGGAAAUGUAUUAUGACUUUUAGCAUAAUAUGGGAUAUACUUUUGGGUAAAAAGGCCUAACAAAAAUAAAAGAACAUGAAUUGUUGAAAGUAAUUAUACUACAGAGCCAAUGAGCACCACCAAAUCUGCCUGGAUAAGUUCAAAAAACUCGUGAAGAAAGCUGGGCAUCUGAAGACGCAGAAAUCUGUGUUCCUGGGUGCAAUUUUGGGCUGCUACUUUUCUUUCCCUUUAAAAACUGUGGUUGAGUAAAGCAAGUCUUAAUUCCAUAACAUUUCUAGACCUGACUUGAAAGAAACUUCUGAUUUUGCCAUAAGACUUAACACUAUUCCUUUUGCUUGGGAAAAAAGAACCUUCUUAUCUAGAAAGAGCUUGUAAAGCAGUUGGGCCCAUUCAGUUUUCCAGGACCAAUAUCUAGUUUGAGCUCUGUGUUCCCUAGGUUUCGGAGUGCUUGUAGAUGGAGACUAGGAGACAACACCUACAGUCCUAGUCACAAGAAAGGGAUGGUAGCAGUGAGAGCUGGCACAUCCACAGCUGAGCCAGGUGGCUUGUCAGUAUUUGGACAAAUCAAGUGACCUUCACUCCAUCUGAAGCAUAUGGAUCCUGUGGAUUACUACGUGGGGUUUGCUACUUAAAAAGUUGUGGGGGGCCCACAGCAAUCAUUCACAUGGGAACCUUUGUGAAAGCCAAGCAAGAGUGAAAUCUUUUCAGACCCUAAACUAGCUGGAUUUCAGCUCAGUGUGGUGGUUGCUUUUCAUUGUAAGAGGUAUGCAAUUUGCUCUCCUGUGGCUUCAACAGA
Messenger RNA from Ochotona princeps (American pika), 4211 nucleotides. RefSeq names its product DnaJ heat shock protein family (Hsp40) member C6 (gene DNAJC6). The record is from RefSeq and is a predicted model, not a curated record. Gene Ontology annotation, cellular component: vesicle; cytoplasm; intracellular membrane-bounded organelle. Bases 109 to 2928 code for a protein of 939 amino acids. Gene Ontology annotation, molecular function: phosphatase activity; clathrin binding. The transcript is spliced from 19 exons. NCBI's taxonomy places the organism in Eukaryota, Metazoa, Chordata, Mammalia, Lagomorpha, Ochotonidae. Gene Ontology annotation, biological process: clathrin-dependent endocytosis; dephosphorylation; synaptic vesicle uncoating.